AUGCUCUCUGGAGAAACUAUAAUAGAGUUAAAACAGGUUAUAUCCAAUAAAGAUGAACAAAUAAAUGAGUUAAAUAAAAAACUAGAAGAUUUUGAUUCAGUGGUUUAUGAGAGAAAUGACUUACGUGAAAUAUACAAACAAUUUGAACAACAUUAUGAGAAAAGUAAAAUUGAUAGUAGAAAAUUGUUUACUGAACUCUUAACUAAGUAUGAAAUUCAAACUAAAACGCUUAAGAAAGUUGCGAAUGCAGAAUACCAAUAUGAACUCAAGAACGAGAAACUGGAAGAUGCCAUCAAUUGUAUGAACCAUCAAAUACAAACUCUAAAAGAAAAUGAAGAUAAAUUACAAUUAGAGUUAGCAGACUUUGAAACAAGAUUCAAAUGUGUUCAGAAUGAAUUAUGUACAAUUAAAUUGGAAUUAGAAAAAAAGAAUAGCAUGGUUAAAAAAUCGGAGAACAAUUUUAAUUGCAAAGAACAGGAACUCAAUAAAGUUAUCAGGGAACUUGAUGAGUGCAAAACCAAAUGCAAUAAAUUAAAUGAUACGAACAAAAAAUUGAAUAUGGACUUAAAUGCCACAAAAGAAAUUCUAUGCGACACAAAUAUAUCUGUCAAUCAUAUGGAGGAAACAUUUAAACUAGAGCGAGAACAUUUAUCAAACGAGUUGGAAAUUAGUUGUAAAAAAACUAACGACUUAGAGAUGCGAUACGAAUCAAAAAAACAGUUUCAAAAAUUACAUGAGGAUUUAUGUUGCUUGAAGGAAAAAGUCAAUGAGUUGGAGCAAGAAAAUGAUUGUAAAUGUAUGGAAAUAAGUACACUGAAAAGUAAACUCUACGAGAGGGAAGGUCAACUACAACAAAUUAAAUUAUUAUCAGAGAAAAUUGAACAAAUCGAGAAACAAAAAAUCGAAGCUCAUUGUUGUCUAACAGAGAAAACUAAAGUUAAUAAUUCCUGUGAACUGAAAGAUUCCACGACAGAUACGUGUUGUGGUGCAUCCAAAUCAGAAAAAGUUGCUAUCAAAAAUAAUGCCACAAAAUCGAAUGCAUGUAAUAAGAAUACUCAUAAAACCUUAUUGAAAAAUUUGAUAUAUGAGCUUAGAAACAUGCAACAGAGUAUUUUUUAA
This is a messenger RNA of Metopolophium dirhodum (rose-grain aphid), 1119 nucleotides long. Its product is annotated as tropomyosin-2-like. The record is from RefSeq and is a predicted model, not a curated record. The transcript has 3 exons. Bases 1 to 1119 code for a protein of 372 amino acids. Lineage: Eukaryota; Metazoa; Arthropoda; Insecta; Hemiptera; Aphididae.